Messenger RNA from Coprinopsis cinerea okayama7#130, 1194 nucleotides. RefSeq lists its product as hypothetical. The record is from RefSeq and is a predicted model, not a curated record. NCBI's taxonomy places the organism in Eukaryota, Fungi, Basidiomycota, Agaricomycetes, Agaricales, Psathyrellaceae. The coding region runs from base 1 to 1194 and encodes 397 amino acids. The transcript is spliced from 7 exons.
AUGUGUGUGUGUCUGUGCUCGGUCAUCCUACGCCUGAGCAAGGUCCUCCACGUCCUGGAUACCCCCAAUACCAAUGUAACGAUCUACCAAAGGAGAGGCUCGGUGGACCAACCGUCCAGUCCCCUCCGUCUCGCAACAUCGCCACGGGAUCAACAGCACGCAAGUUCAACCAGCCACACGUUCAACAUAUCUCAAGACUUUGGUGCAGUUCACCAUGACCGUUCAGACGCUCGAGAUGCCAAUACGCCGACAACGUAUAUUCUCACCGCCCAUCCAUCCAACGGGCACGUCCUGGCUCUCCGAUCUGGUGCCUCCGCCCUCGUCAUGCUCAGAAGCACCCUGAUUGAUAUCCCCCUUUUGACCAUCCAUGGACGCGAAGAGCUCUCAGGCUACUUCGCUCGCUAUUCCGAUGCGAGAGCAACCCGCCACCGUUCUCGAAGGACGUCGAAGGACGUCCACAAGCCCGGCGGUAGAAACCCUGCGGUUGGUUCCAAGCCCAGCGAAAUUUUCGAUGAGCUUAAUCCCAAGCAGCGUUCCGGUAACUUGGCUCUCCACUGGCUUGUCGGUUUCUUCCUUUUCGCCCACUUCCCCGUCAUCACCACUUCCGCCACUGGCGUGUCACAGAGCCUUUUACAUCUCUGCGACGCUUUCUUCUCCCUCUCUUCUCCACCCACACAGCACCCGCUAUCUCCUCUGCUGCACUACACUACGGAGCCUUUUAAUUACAUUUUCGUACACUAUUUCGACCCUCUCUCUCCCACCAUUCCCUACAUACAGCUCCCGACGAUGACCCUCUCUCGAGGUGCUCAAAAGUACCCCUCGUUCUCGAUGGCGUUGACAACAGCGCCAGAUGGAACCACCACCGUCACCCUGGAAGACCAGCAGGCGGUGCUGGAGCGACAUAUCAUCUUCAACCCGCCAACGCCAGCGCAGGCUGGAGACCAUAACGAGGCAUAUAUGAAGACCAUUGACACGCGUUUCGAGAACAACUUAGCAUAUUCAGUCGUCUAUCGUCAGGAUGACGAGGACGAGGGCGAGCAUAGCGACACGGACACCUUCGCUCAGCAUUGCGAGUACAAGCAGGAGGUCGGCGCCGAAGAGGCAGCGAACAAGAAAAGGGCAUCUAUCUCUUGGACUUCGUAUGUCGGGUCGGUCUUUCGAGGUUUGCGCAAUGCCCUUCGCUGCGCAGCAUAG